CUUUUAACAUAGGUAACAUUUUAAAGUAUCACUUUUAAAAUAGGUAGCAUUUUAUGGUAACACAAAUAUAGAUGUUACCUUAUUUUUUGGAAAAACAAAAUAAAUAAAACAUUUAAAUAAAAAAAAAUACAAGUGUUAUUGUGUUAAUCCCCAAAUUUAUACCAAUUCAUUAAAAUAGCCAAUUAGCCGCCAAAGUUAAAAGAAUAUUUGGGCCAAAACCGCCAAAAACAAGAAGAAAAGUAUAUUGCAAUCUCUCAGAAUUUUACUUCAUCUUCAUUCCCAAUUCAACAACGAUUAGGUUUAAGCAAAAAUCUGUAAUUUCAUCUCCAUAAUUUCAUCAGAAGAUUAGUCUAUAAUUUCAUCUCCGCAAAAAUCCGUAAUUUCAUCUCCAUAAUUUCAUUAGAUAAUUUGUUCGUCUCGCGCAAUUUCAUCUGAAAUCAAGUCAUCUCGAGCAAUUUCAUCGUGAUAUUGGGUUUCAUUGUAUUCGUGCUUCUAAUUUCAGUUUUGAGCUGUGUGGUAUCUUGGUGCUCGGGCAGCAGGCGAGUUGUGUCGGCUUCACUGAGGAAGAAAGAUUUAGAUGGCAGAAUAUGAGAAACUUAGACAAAAAACUAUAGAACAAAAUAGAAUCAGGAUGAAGGAUUUAGGGGUUACAUCCAUGGCUUAUGAAAUGAAAUAGUUGAUGAAGGGAUCGAAACAAACGAAAAAAAGGAAGAAGGUGACUAAAGAUACUGACGAGUAUACACUUGAUGAAGAGGGUGAACUGAACCACUCAAGUGAAGAGGAUAAAAAUGAGAUAAGGAAAAACGCUGUAAACUUGAGAUCUCGUUCAAAGAAGGUUGUGGCAUUGAGAGGGAAGAUAACCACAAACACUAAGGACACGACAUGUGUCUCUUCAGUAUCAAUUGCUAAUCAAAUUAAGAUGCAUCUGCAAGACACUAAGAGACAACAAUUAGAUCAAGGGUUACAAGGGAGAGAUUCAACGCAAAGAAAAAUCCAAUUGGGCAAGUCUACUACACAGAAAAAAUCAGCAGUCCAUAAUCAGCAAGGGAAAGAGGUUGAGAUUGGGAAUGGUGUCCAAACUAAGACAUGGCAGAGUAAGACAGUGGUUGCCCUUGGUUCACUCAGUGCUUAUAGGCAAAUGCAAACACAAUUACGUGAAAAAGAGAGGAGAGCAAAACAAAGUGAUUUAUUACUAUGACGACAACUACGACCUAUUAACAUGACUAGUUCAAAGCCUAUUAACAUGGCUAGUUCAGAUUGGCAUUUAGGGAGUUCACAAGCACAAAGGUUUUUCACAACCACAAAGAUUUGGACAUGACUUACAGGAAGAUUAUGAGAAUCAUAUGGGUCCAAAUGAACGCAUUUUCGAACAAUAUGACAAUGAAGAAGAUGCUUUUAGUGAGGAUUUGAGUACUCUUACCCCUGAGGAGCUAGGAAUAAUGAAAGAUGUACCACUAAUGAAUCAAGAGCAAGAAAGUGAACAAAUAGCACCUCCAAAAAGUAAGCGAACCAGAGGACCAACUAUGUGUAAAGAUGUCCAUGAAUGGAAAUUAGAGGAGCGUAAGCCUAUUGUUCUUAAUGAAAUGGGAAAGCCUAUUGGUCUCGAUGAUAAGACUAUGAAUACAUUUACAAGAUUCUUAGGGACCUUAGCUCGUAAUUCUUCUCUAGCGCCGUUGAACAAGAUUAGUUGGCAUUAUGUUCCAGACAAGGAACAAAUUUGGAGUUACGUGAAGAAGAAAUGCAUAAUCUCGGAAAAAGGUAAAGAUUGUGUUUUGUCAUCCGUGGGAAGGUUGUGGCGUAGAUAUAAAUGUAGUGUAAAGGCAACACACUUUACUUUGUACGAAAAUGAUGGUGAUAGGUUGACAAAUUCACCUAAUACAAUUCCAGAAGCACAUUUCAAAGAGUUGCUAGAAAUUUGGAAUUUGGAACCAGUCCAGGAAGACGGCAAAAAGAAAAGGGAAAUAAGUAUAGAUAAAAAAGAUAGGCACACCAUGGGUCCUAUGACUUUAGCGAGGAAACAACAUAAAUUGCAACAACUAGAUGUUGAAAAAAAGCCACCAUCCUUAGCACUCAUGUACAAAGAAAGUCGUAAAAGGAAAGCACACAAGAAAUACAAAACAUCUUAUGAGCCCACCCAAAGUAACAUUAUGGAGGAGGUACAAAUUCAAAGUGAAAUUGAUGGAGAUGUUGCAUACUAUGAAGUAAUGAAUAAACCAAAUAACUUUGGCCAUAGAAAAAAUCAACCGGGGAUAUGUUCACUAAGGGGAAAGAGCAACAAUCCAAUAAUUCCCAAUGAGUUCUUAAAGCCCUAUAAAAACCAAAUUGUGAAAGAAACUGUAGUAGAAUUAAUGAAGACGCUCAAGCAAAUUGAUCCUGAAGUGUUGGAUACUUUGACUCGAUCAGUUGAAAAUGUGUCAUCCAAUCCAGAACUUACAGAUCAUAUUCCCAUUGUACUCUCUAAUGAGCAACAACAAAACGAGCUGCUUUGCUGCUGUUUUGCUGCUGUUUCGAGCUAUUUUGCUGCUAAUGCUAUCUCUGUUGCUGUUUUGCUACUGUUUUCAGCUGUAUUGCUGCUCUUUUGCUAUUAUUUUGCUGCUACUGUUGUCUCUGUUGCUUAAUCUUGCUCAUUUGGUUUGCUUCCACUACUCUGCUACUGUGGUUGCUGCCAACUCAUGUCUACUACUACUGGUUGCUGCCAAUUCAUGUCUGUUAUUGCUGGAAGCUUCCACUACUGUCUGCUACUGCUAGUUGCUGCUAAAGACUGCUGAUGACAUUUGUCAUUCUGCUAGCUAGCUGUGUAGCUACUGCUAUACGCUGUUAUUAUUAAUGUUUUUUUAUUGUUAUCGUUGUCUUUUUUGAAAUUUGGAAGUUUUUUGUUUUUCCUUACUUUUUCCAAGCUAGAGAUCGAACUUAAUAUUCUUUGUGUUUGGAUUAUUAUAUUGUUUGGCCAAACAUUUAAAUUGGUGUUUAUGGAUUUUUUUGUGAGAAAUAUGAAGGUAUUUCAAUCCAAAUUGUUUUUUAUUA
Molecule: messenger RNA, 3024 nt
Organism: Chenopodium quinoa (quinoa)
Lineage: Eukaryota; Viridiplantae; Streptophyta; Magnoliopsida; Caryophyllales; Amaranthaceae
Exons: 10
Coding region: 1344-2618 (424 amino acids)
Source: RefSeq, a predicted model, not a curated record